Molecule: messenger RNA, 5752 nt
Organism: Plodia interpunctella (Indianmeal moth)
Lineage: Eukaryota; Metazoa; Arthropoda; Insecta; Lepidoptera; Pyralidae
Gene: nwk
Product: nervous wreck
Exons: 18
Coding region: 211-3234 (1007 amino acids)
Biological process (GO): regulation of actin filament polymerization; neuromuscular synaptic transmission
Cellular component (GO): neuromuscular junction; recycling endosome
Molecular function (GO): protein binding
Source: RefSeq, a predicted model, not a curated record
AGAGUUGCUAGUUUUACAACGAACUUAUCUAACGAUAAUCGACUCUGUUGUGGUCCUUGGCGAUAUGUACUUAGCAUCGAUACAAUUAUUACAUACAGAUAACGUAGCAGAAUGAGAUUACAAUCAAUCGUAUUGGUCAUACAUAAUACACGUUUUUUAAGUGGUGAAUCGAUAACUAUGUGUGUUUGGUGACGAUAUGACAUUGGCGAAAUGGAAACGGGUGCCAAUUACUUUGAGCGGAAGUAUGGAACAAGGAGGAGAUCACGUCCUAAAGUACUGAGCAAUUACACGAAGUUUCUGAAGAACCUGCACACGGAGCAGAUCGCCAAGCUCCAUGCCAAGAACCAGCAUGAAUGCGACCUGCUGGAGGACCUCCGCACCUACACCAUCAAGCGUUCUGCCAUCGAGAAGUCCUACUCCGAGGCAUUGCUCAAGAUCUCCUCCGCGUACCUGAACAAGAAGAUACCCAACAUCCCAGACAUCAAAGUGGAUGGCGCCGAGGAAAAGUGGAACAUGUGGAACGUGUGGAGGACGGUUCUAGAGGAGAAUGAGAAACUUGCGCGUGCGCGGCUGGCAGCUGUCGAAGUGUUCCAGCAGCAGAUAGCCGACGAAGCGAAGAUGCUGCGUCAGCACAAACUCAACGUCGCCAAAAAAUGCACGGACUCACUUGCGCAGGCGCACAAGGAGCUGCAGCUGACGGUGGUCGACGUGGACAAGACCAAGAAGCUGUACUUUGAUGAGGAGCACACCGCGCAUGAUGUGCGCGACAAGGCCAAGGACAUCGAGGAGAAGUUGAAGAAGAAGAAGGGUUCCUUCUUCCAGUCCAUCACGUCGCUUCAGAAGAACAGUGCGAAGGUGUCCUCAAGACGGGACCAGCUGGAGGAGAAGUCUACUGGAGCCAGGAAUGAUUACCUUCUCAGCAUCGCAGCUGCUAAUGCACAUCAGAACCGUUAUUUUCUGGUGGAGCUCCAAAGCUGCAUGCAGAGCAUGGAGUCUUCGGUGUACGAGAAAGUGUCAGACUUCCUGACUUUGAUGGGCCGCACCGAGCUGCUGACCUGCUCAGCCACCCAGCACUCGUUCGGCAAAAUCCGCGACCAGGCCCAACAGCUCACCCGCGAGUACAAUCUCCAAUGCGUGUAUCUCUACUACCCGGUGCUCAAGCAACAUAUACAGUACGAGUUCGAACCUUGCGACAACGACCCCGUGGAAGUUGUGACCAUCGAGCACGACUCGGUGGCGCUAACCCUGGCGCAGGAGGCGCGGCGCUGGGCCACGCGCGUAGUGCGCGAGACUGCACUGGCUAGGGAGGCCACUCGCAAGUUGCAUCUCUACCAGGCCAUGAGAGAUGCCGGACAAAAGGUGGACCCUAACGACCCUAACGGGCCAGAGCUGGAGGUGAAGAUGGACGAUCUCCGGGCCAACAUCCGGCGCUCGGAGACUUCGAAGGCCAAGUACGAGGCGCGACUGGAGUGCCUGCGCACCAGCGGAGCUCCUGUGGACGAGUGGCUCAAGGAAGUAGACCUGCUAGCAGUGCAGGACACCUUGCCAAGGAGCAGCAGUCUGCUAAGUGUCAGGACCGACGCCUCUGGUGCUGCCGAUCAACCCAGUUCGGACUCGUUCUACGACAGCGACAAUACAGAAGGAGAGGCGGGCCCGUCAGGCGCCGUCGCGUCUACCAGCGGCCACCAGCGCACCACGUCCGGCUCCCAGCAUGAGGAUGACCACGACGAAGAUGUCGAUGCGGUCCUGGAAGAGGAGCGUAAGCGCAUCGAGCAGUUGACGGUGGGGUGGGACGACCCCACGCAGGUGAACUGGGGCGAGCCGGAGGCCGAGGCCAGCGCCCCGGAGACUGUGGAGCCCCCUGCCGCCCCCCUCUACAAAUGCACUGCGCUCUACUCUUACACUGCCCAAAACCCGGACGAGCUGUCAAUAAUUGAGAACGAGCAGUUGGAGGUGGUCGGCGAGGGCGACGGGGACGGGUGGCUGCGCGCGCGCAACUACCGCGGGGAGGAGGGGUACGUGCCCCACAACUACCUGGACGUGGACAGAGAACAGGUAACAACGACGUCCAGUGCCCCAGGGCUUGUGGCCCAGAUCUCCUUCUCCUCCGUGGACUACACAGUGGAGGGAGAAGACGCCGACGUGGUGCAAUCCCCGGACCAAAUCUCCGUGAUAUCAGCCCCCGUGGCCAAGCCCGAAGAGCCCAAGGUCGAGGAGCCACCGAAGCAGGAACCACCGAAGACAGAACAGCUGGAAACACUUGGAUACUGCUUCGCAUUGUACGAUUAUGAUUCUGAGGCACCUGAUGAGCUGAACUUGGAAGAGGGCCAGAUCGUCCGCAUCACGUCUCGUGACGCCCACGGAGUCGACGACGGCUGGUGGCGCGGGGAGGCAAACGGGAUCAUCGGGAACUUCCCCUCACUCAUCGUGGAGGAGUGUGACGAGAAUGGGGAGCCACUAAGCGGUGGUGAAGGCGAUUGGUCACCACCAGAGUCUGCCCCACCUGUGUUCGCCUCUCCCCCCACCUCACCCCCGGGCACGGGCUUCGAAAACGAACUGAUAUCGGACAACAACAACGACAACGUGAAGUGCGCUGCUCCCCCCGCGGACCCGCCACCGCCACCCCCCGCAGACCUCGGAGACUCCAUGGACAGCCAACCAGAUUUCAGUUUUAACUUAGAACUCACUAGGAAUCAGCACCAACAAUACGGUUUGCAGUUCAAUGAGUCGCAAGGAGAGCCUUCGAUGCCCGCCGUCACCAUUGUGGUCGAUGAGGUUGUCGGUGACAAUUUUGAUGAAGAGGAGGAGGAAGAGCUGGUAUUGCCACCGAGCAAGCCUGUGCCGCCCAAAGUUGAGCUACCGGAGUCAUCCGGGCUCGGCGUGGGCAUCGUGAUCACCGCCGCCACGCCCAUGGUGGAGGAGCCCGAGCAGCCCUUCCCGCCGCCGGAGCCCGAGCACGCAGACGACCCCGACGACGAAGAGUCUUCGCUUUCCGAGCAGACGGCGGUCUGUCUGCGCGACUCGGACGAAGGCCCCGCGGACUCCGCCCCCCACCCGGCCUCCAGCUCCACUGCGUCCGAAGGAGAGUCGACCGGCGCGUCUGUCGCCUCGGGCCCCCCCACCGCGCCCCAGUCCCCCCCGGCUGCCCCCCGUGCCGGCCGCGCCUCCAUCCCUGACGAACUCGAGCCGGCACAACUCGCGAGGCUCACUGAUUUAAAGGAAUCCAAUGCUUAAGACAUCUCUCGAGGUAAUUAAGAUCAGACGGCAUCAUAAUUUGGACUCGAUCAUUCAGGCGUCGUAUAUUCGAUAUUAAAAGCCAAUAAUGUCAAAAAGAAAAGGAGACCUGCUAACUCCGCUUGGAGUAGUGGAGGUAUCAGCGCGCGCGUGAGUUGUUCUUUGUAAGAUGUAUUGUGAACCUGAUCGUGUGAGCUCUGCUUGCCGUUGCGUUGUCGGCGUCAAAUUCAUGCAGUUGUGUAAAUUUUGUCACAACCCUGCAGCUUGAAGUACUGCACUCGAAACUUAAAUUAUGUUUCACGCGUUUAAUUAUUUUGUUUGGUUGAUUUUUGAAAUAUUCUAAUUGCCGGAACAUAAUUGACAAGGUCAUUAUGCUCCAAAGAAAGCUUAUUCACAGUUCACGACGCUAUUUUGUCCUGAAGCACAGUGUGUCGCAAGUCGCAACACACACUGCUGCGGCAUGGUCACAGGUUGAGCAAGGAAGAUAGUCGUGUAAUUUACUCUAAUAAAACAUUGCCAUAAUAAUGACGGAAAACAUCACGAGUUCAAACUGGAAAUUUGGAUGCAAAUCUGAUCGCCUCAGAUGACCGUUUCUCUGCUCUGCGACCUGUUACCCACUAAAUGCUGUAUGCUGCAUAUGCGAAUAAAUAAGGGAGAAAUAUUCUGAUUCUAAAAUAUCUAUAUUUAAUAAUAUUUUUGUCAAAAAAAUUGUGUGUACUCUUCUCAAUAACUUUUGAAUGAAUUUCAAAUCAUACAUAAACAUUAUUUGCUUGAUUUUUAAACAAAGUUGCGGUUGAAAUAUACAUGCAGGCAAAUGAAGUUCUGUAAUUUUCGAUUUUAGACUUUUAGAGAUGUUUUGACGAUUCGAAUUCCUUCAAAUAUGGCAUUCAUUCAAAUAAGGUAUGUUAUGUUUUUCUAAACUAAAGAAUCAGAAAUUUCUCCAGUGAUUAAAUAAAUUUGUUAAGAUUGUGUUAGCCCCACGGCCCUCGCCGAACCUAAUUAUAUGAAUCAAUAUCAAAUAUCUAAUUCCUAGCUAUCAAUAACUAUUUCGACCAUUUAUAUAGUACAUAUUGUGACAAAAAUUUUAUUAGUCGAUAUUAGUGAUGUUUGGGUGAAUUAUAUGACUAAAUCUAUGGAUACUAUUAAUACUUUGUUACCAAGUGACUAGAUUAUCUUUAUACCAUUUAAUGUAGGUGCCUGUGUGGUUUCUAGGUGUUCGAAUGGUGGCAAUUUAAAAUAGUUUGCUUACUAAUAAUUGAAAGGCCUCAAUAAUUACGUUGAUUCGUAUGUCUUUAUUACUUUUAUUUCUGACUAUGGAUAAAGAGAUGCAAUACUAUAGAAGGAGACUAGGCCUAUAAUGCGAUAGCAUUAGGUUGAUAAAUACUUUUAACGUUGUAUGUAAUAGUUACGAUGUAACUGUAACGUUCCAAAUAUAUCCUGGAGUGAUAGAAUUAUAAGCAUUAAAGAUAUCAAAACUAUAUUUAGGUAUAAUCUGAAUCUGAUAAAAUUUUUAUAAGCGCCUCUAAAGCAGGGCUAUAGAGUUCUAGUAGGAACUAAUUAUAACUCAUAUUACGGUAUAUUCUGCUACACAGCAAUAAGUAGCAAGAUCUAUGUUAAUUUGCUAAUAACGCUAUAAGUUAUAGCACUAUCUAGCUUUAAACAUACUAUUCUGUAGUGAUUAUAUUGUUUUAUUAUUCAAACGCCUAUUUAUCACCCAGGAUAUAUUUGGAAUUGGUUGCUAUCUUCUUAUAUAAUGUAAAGACUUGUGCUGCGCGGCGAGAAACGGUCAUAUAUGAUUAUAUAGAUGUAUUGUGUAUAUAUUUAGUAAAUAAUCUUUAUAUUAAGCGACAAACAGACAUGGCGCGCAUAUCGCGAAUCACCUGGAUGGAUACCGUGAAAGUUGUCGAGUGAUGAUUAGCGUUGUAUACUGAGAAAGUUACAUCUAGUAUUUUUGAACUUUCGAAAAAAAACUAAUUUUUUGGUCGCCUGAAAUUUACGAUCUUCCCGAAAUAGGUGUUUUGUAUCGGCAUAUCCAAUCACAUUGUAAAGCACGGUAACAAUUACGUGAUAACGGAGGUACGUACCUACUCAUUCGUAAGUUUCAGUCGGCGAUACGCCAGGAAACUUGUUGAAUUUUAUUGAAAAAAAAAAAAAAAGAUUUUGUAUUGUUCUUGUCAUUUUCAUCGCUAAUGGACACCUAGAACGCAUUCCCUUUCUGUACCUUUGAAACAAGGUAAACAGCCGAUACCGACUCGGAAAGCGCCGAAUCCAGACUUGCGUUCCGCGAUUUUCGCGUCAUGAGUCUGUAGUGCGCUUUAGAUCAUUAUUGGACACAACUUAGUACCUGUUAUCUAGGGGGCAUAAGAGUUAGAAUUUCAUGCUUGGCUUGGGAAUUAAAAUUAUUCAAUUACUUUUACUAAUUUUAUAUUAAAUAUAAUAAAUGUUACGAAUUUUCAGUCACAAAAACAACCAAGUGUACUGGAUUGCAAAAGCAUUAUAACCACGUGAAAAUGGUGAA